Messenger RNA from Schistosoma guineensis, 1279 nucleotides. The record is from the annotation of a GenBank genome assembly. NCBI's taxonomy places the organism in Eukaryota, Metazoa, Platyhelminthes, Trematoda, Strigeidida, Schistosomatidae.
AUGGGGGCGACCAGCAAAUAUUUGCAAGAAAAAGUUCGCAUGAAAGAUACUACAAUGGUUGAAAGACGCAUUCUCCAACUCCUUCAAUUAGAUUCGUUCAGAAAUGCAGACGAUAUAACUCUGUUAUUACAAGUUAUGGUUCAAGAAUGCCUUACAAGGUACACUCGACUGCAGCUUCUCAGCCGUCUGAUUAAAACAGAAAACGAUGCUUGUCUUAAACUUUUUCGACAGUAUAAUGGUCUCGAUAUGUUGGCGGCCUUUAUGUGUGAUGCAGCGCCGAAAGAUUGGGAACUCAAAAAGCAGAUAUUAGUUUGCUUGAAACACAUCCCUGUUUCAGAGCAAAAACAGGUACAGUCGAAUUCACGCCUUAUGGAAAUAGUAGCACAGUGGACUUCCAAUCCUCACCACUGUCGGGCACGUAGUAUUCCUCCCGAGUCGUGGAAGAGUGCUGAUGUACAUAUAGCAGAUACUUCAAAUGUUACUUUGGUUAGAUUUUCCACUGAUGAACUCCCUAUGGAGUCGAAUUUCGACUCUGAUGAAACAAAAUCACUUUCUAAGAGUACCAAGGACAAUGAAUCAUCUUCCAUACAAACAGGUGAUAAGAAUAGUGAUUUUGCUGCAUCACCUUCGAGUUCCGACUCAUUUAGUUCUUCCUUGAAGGAGAAUGCAUCAUGUGUGUUGCAUGCUUCGACACUCCCAGUUUACGAAGAAGGAUUUAACGCUAUCACUCAAACUUCGGAUUGUGAUAUGUCCCCCGUAACUGUUGUGGAUGAUGAUAAUGGUGAAAUUGAAAUCGGAUAUGCAGCCGACAACAACGAAAUAAAUAUGGAUACUGAAGAAUGUAAAGCUAAGACGAAUGAGGAAUGGAUAGAAGAGAUCAAGGCUUUGGCUUGUAAACUGCUUGAAAAAUGGUCUAAAUUACCGAAGGAAAACUACCGGAUACCGCGAUUGGAGCGUCAAGAGACCGAGAAAAUGCUUCAUAUAUCAAAUCCAAUUGGUUCUUCUCUUAUCUCUUGGGGAUCGGAAUACAAAGAUGAACAAGCAAUAUCCAAUAAAUCUUGGACUCAGAAUAGUAACAGUAAAUUCCAGUCAAAUAAAACGUAAGUUUAAACACGAUUAUCUACUCUCCAUUCAUUGAUUACCUAUGCGUUUUCCCAUAUUAAAUAAUUCUAGGGAUUUUUUACUCUUUAUAAAUAUACCCAGGGUUUCCAGAACAGUGACAGGAUACCAACUGUUUGCCGUUCGAAUCAGUCAGUAAAGCAUUCAAAUUUCAUUAAAC